AUGUUGAAAAACGGCGGUAAUGGUGCUUCAAGCGAUCGCACUGCCACUCUAGGCAAGGCAACUGUGCUUGCAAUUGGUAAGGCUUUCCCCAAGCAACUCAUCCCCCAGGAACAUUUGGUUGAAGGCUACAUUCGCGACACCAAUUGCCACGAUUUGGUCGUCAAGGAGAAAUUAGAGAGAUUAUGCAAGACAACAACAGUGAAGACUAGAUACACAGUGAUGUCCAGAGAGAUACUUGACAAGUACCCGGAAAUUGCGACUGAAGGAACACCGACUAUCAGGCAAAAGUUGGAGAUAGCAAACCCAGCAGUGGUAGAAAUGGCCCUUGAAGCCAGCAUUGCUUGCAUAAAGGAAUGGGGUAGGCCAGCUCAAGACAUAACACACAUUGUUUAUGUCUCCUCAAGUGAGAUAAGAUUACCUGGAGGUGACUUGUACCUUUCUGCUGAGCUCGGGCUUAGGUCUGAUGUGGGCCGGGUGAUGCUUUACUUCUUGGGCUGUUAUGGUGGGGUGACGGGUUUGCGUGUAGCCAAGGACAUAGCAGAGAACAACCCAGGUAGCAGAGUACUCUUAACCACCUCAGAAACCACCAUUUUGGGCUUCCGUCCCCCUAACAAGGAUCGCCCUUACGACCUUGUUGGGGCAGCCCUUUUUGGUGACGGAGCAGCAGCUGUAGUUAUCGGAUCAAACCCGGAUUUAAGCCGGGAAAACCCAUUUAUGGAGCUGAACUACGCGGUCCAACAGUUCUUGCCUGGGACCCACAACGUGAUCGAUGGCUGCCUUACUGAAGAAGGCAUCAACUUUAAGCUAGGUAGGGACUUACCCAUCAAAAUCGAGGACAACAUCGAAGAGUUUUGCAAGAAGCUAAUGAGCAAGGAAGGGUUGAAAGAGUUUAACGAGUUGUUUUGGGCAGUGCAUCCUGGUGGUCCGGCGAUCCUUAAUAGGGUGGAGAAUACUCUGAAAUUAACCGGAGAUAAGCUCAACUGCAGUAGAAGAGCGUUAAUGGAUUACGGAAAUGUUAGUAGCAACACUAUAUUCUACGUGAUGGAGUAUAUGAGGGAAGAGUUGAAGAACAAAGAAAAUGGAGGAGAAGAAUGGGGACUUGCCUUAGCAUUUGGACCUGGGAUUACUUUUGAAGGCAUUCUCCUUCGCAGUCUUUGAAAUCAAUACCAACACAUUUUUAUGUGUUGCUACAAAAUAAAUGUUGGUGGUAGAAUUAUUACCUUCUUUAUUUCUUUUCUUUGUUUUUGGUUGUUGUUGCUUAAUAUAGCAAAAGAGGGGACUCUUAAUUUCAUAGAUUAUACGAAGUAGUAUUUACGUUAAUCAAUUACAUUUUGCUUCUGGUAUGUUGUAAUGUUGCAAAAUCGAUGUGGAGCAGUAAAAUGAUGUUUUCUUCAA
Molecule: messenger RNA, 1395 nt
Organism: Spinacia oleracea (spinach)
Lineage: Eukaryota; Viridiplantae; Streptophyta; Magnoliopsida; Caryophyllales; Amaranthaceae
Product: type III polyketide synthase A
Exons: 2
Coding region: 1-1158 (385 amino acids)
Biological process (GO): polyketide biosynthetic process
Molecular function (GO): acyltransferase activity, transferring groups other than amino-acyl groups
Source: RefSeq, a predicted model, not a curated record